AAACACAAGGCAGCGUGAAACCUUUUAUUAUUUUACGCAAAGUACCCCCAAAAGUCGAUUUACGAGUUGUUGGUAUAGGCCUUCGUACCUACGAGCGGUGCCGGCAGAUCAUAUUUCCGGCUAGCCGAGAAUCCCGGGGACUCCCCGCCGCGGCCAUUUUGCCUACAUCCGGGUACUUCAUGACGUCAGUGGGAGCAGAUUCGUGCGUCGUCUGCUGUUCCACUCGCCAUUUUGAAGGAUCGCGUUUCACAACAAACCGGCCGGCGUUUCACAACAAACCGGCCGGCGCGCAGCGAAGCUGUGGCGAUUCCGUAGGCACGUCAGUUUAUUCCAGCGUCCGCUCACGUCCUGCCGAAACGCGGAGGGAGGGAAACCAUGCCGGUCUGCGUGGUGUGUAGGAACACCAACAAAAACACGAAGGGGAUAAGCUUCCAUCGCUUUCCCCGCUGGGAAGAAGACAGGCUACAGAAAUGGUUGGUCGCGGUUAGAUCAAAGUUGCGACUGCCAUGGACUCUCGAAAAGAUCAAAGAUAGUAUCGCUACAAAUAACAACGCCCGCGUCUGCUCGGAUCAUUUCUCGCCCAGCUGUUGCACCGACAACCAGAAGGCCAAAUAUGUGCCUUACAAAGUGCCAGCCAAAGUGAUAUCCAACGAUGCAGUACCCACACAGUUUGGCCUGAAAUCAUCGCGCUCCUCAUCCGAGUGUCAACGUGAAAAGAGAACGCGAAUACAGCUCCUGGAAGAUUUGCUUCAGCCAAAUUCUGAACAGCUCAAAAUACCAGCACUUCCCACAAGUCCAAAACAAAGUACAUUUCAUUGUGAGAGCCAGGAACCAAUGAAUGAGGCAGCUGUUGAAGCAGGGCAUUGUGGCAGUACUAGUGGUACAAACCUCAGUGGGGAAGAUCCUUCCAGCAGACUCACCAGUAUGUUUCAUACAUACAGCAAGCCUCCAUGUGACCAGCCUCCCAGGUUUGUAAAUGCAAGUACCCAAACAGACCUCGAUGGUGACACUAUUGCAUCACUACUUUCCACUUCACGCCCCAAAACAUGUGACACUGUGACAUGUACAUCACAUCUUCCUUCCACACCCAAGGUGAUACCUAGAGGCUCUGUUUCAUCACUGCCUUCCUCAACCCCCAUUCUGAAACAUAGUGAUCUGGACCAAUCAUUCCUAUCAUCUCCAAGUGUAGUAGACAUGAAAGACACUUCCUUCCAUCCGUCAGAUUUUACAUCUGAUUCAGAAAAUGAAGAAGAGAUUGACUGUGGUGAAGAUGAGGGUGGGGAUGAUGGAGAGGAUGACUUCAUUUCUGGAGAUGAUGACUCGCAGUACUAUGUCGUGCACAAAGACAAGAUUCGUGAAAGGUUUAAGACAUGCCACUGUGGGGAACCCUUAUUGAUCACAGAACAGUUCACAACUGGCUCCAUGCUGACUGUCAAGUACGAGUGUACCAGUUUUCACAGAGGGACCUGGGAAUCCCAGCCGAAGGUUGGACGUAUGGCAGAGGGCAACCUCUUGACAUCUGCAGCUAUACUUUUUGCUGGGGGAAGUUAUCAGAAAUUCAGUGACAUCUGUAAUACUCUAAAACUGAAACUGUUUUCCGAGACGUACUUCAUGAAUGUCCAAAGGACAUUCCUCCUACCUGCCAUCAAUGAUUUCUACAUAUCACAACAGGAAUUCACCCUUGAUGCAUUCCGUAAUGCAGGCACAGAAAGUCCUGAAGAUCAAAUCCAGGUCACUCUCCUAGGUGAUGGGAGAUGCGACACUCCUGGGCACAACGCAAAAUACUGUUCUUACAGUCUAAUGGAGGAAACGUCACAACUCAUCCUCGACUUCCAACUAGUACAGGUUAGCGAGACAACAAGCUCUAAUGCUAUGGAAAGGUUGGGUUUUGAAAGGUCGCUGGACUUCCUGGAAGAGGAGGGAAUCAAGAUAGACUGCAUUGUAACGGACCGGCACCGGGGAGUGGGGGCUGUCCUGAAGAAGAGACGUGACAUCAACCACCAAUUUGAUCUCUUCCACUUUGCAAAAUCCAUUACGAAGAAGCUAACGCAAGAGGCCAGCCGAAGAGCAAAGAAAGACCUUGGCCCGUGGAUAAAAUUCAUUGUGAAUCAUCUGUGGCAUAUCUCAGAUACCUGCCAAGGAGAUGAUGUGGUAAGAAGAAAAUUACAAUUGAAAAAAUAUAUACAAUAAAAUUGAAGUUGAUAUUGUAUUGCCUUAGACUUAGUGUACCUAUCAACAUGGAAGUCAAUAUUUCUCUAUUAUAUCAUUGCUUGUAUGCAUGGUUUAAUGUGACAGAAGCAUUCCUUUGAAUUAACAGUUCUUUAUUCAUUGCAGCUCCUCCAAGAGAAAUGGCUGUCCAUGUUGAAACACAUUGGCAACAUCCAUGUGUUUCCUGAAAACA
Molecule: messenger RNA, 2401 nt
Organism: Branchiostoma floridae (Florida lancelet)
Lineage: Eukaryota; Metazoa; Chordata; Leptocardii; Amphioxiformes; Branchiostomatidae
Exons: 2
Coding region: 376-2190 (604 amino acids)
Source: RefSeq, a predicted model, not a curated record